Messenger RNA from Eleginops maclovinus (Patagonian blennie), 1510 nucleotides. RefSeq lists its product as uncharacterized. Bases 373 to 1356 code for a protein of 327 amino acids. The transcript is spliced from 5 exons. Lineage: Eukaryota; Metazoa; Chordata; Actinopteri; Perciformes; Eleginopidae. Gene Ontology annotation, cellular component: nucleoplasm. The record is from RefSeq and is a predicted model, not a curated record.
CGGGGUUAUAGGUUAGCGAGACCUAGAUUUUUUUUUAUCAAUACAUAUUUAUUACACAGUCGGAGUACAUAUGUGGUUAUUUUUGACCAGGCAUUAUGUAAUUCUUAAAACUUUUAUAAACAACCAAAUAAAUAUGCAUAAAUAUAUAUAGAGUCUAUAUAUAUUAUUUUUUUUCAAAUGCGCCAAUCACAGUUUGGUCUGCAUAGGCUACAUCUGACUACUCCUGUUGGAAGUCACAGUCAGUCAGUCACUCACUUCACAGAGCUCAAGUUAGUAACAAGCACAAGACAAGACACUUGGCUGAAGUUCACAUUGAUGCUCUCUUGAUUGCGCAAGCCAGGCUGGAAAGUUUAUUUGAAAGUGUAGGUAAAUAUGUCGGCAGGCACCAGAUCUGGGAAAGGCUUAAGAAAGAACACAACAGCAUUGAAGAACAAAAUGCUCCCCUCCGCCUCCGCUGUCAUCAACCAUCUGUCGUCUGUCAUCAACCUUGAAAGCGGUGGUGAUGACUCCACAGACAUCCCCAACGUCUCUAAAUCUUCUAAGGACGGCAACAGAUCAGGGAAAGUUCCUAGAAAGAACCAAACAGCAGCGAAGAAGGACAAAACGGUACCAGCCACCUCCACUCAAACAUUUGACAUCAACCUUGACAGUGGGGAUGACUCUACAGAUACCCCCCAUGUCUCUAAUCCGAAGAAAGACAGGUCACCAACGGUGAAGAAUCUCCUCCAAAAGGCCAAGAUGAGAGAACGGUCUCAAAAUAAGAAACUCCAGAAAGUGAUAAAGGAGAGAGAUGCUCUUCGCAAACAACUGGCAUACCUGUCUAAAGCUGCCAAAGAAGACUCUUCAGAGGAAGACACAGCCUCCUGCUCAUCCAACAGUUCUUCAAUGAGCCAGUCCUCCUCCUGCUCUUCCUCCUCCUCCUCCUCAGAUGAUGAUGAUGAUGAUAAGAUGAGACGAAAGGGCAAGGGCAAGGCCAAACUCAGACUUACGAAGAACAAAAAGAAGAUGAAGAAGCACCACAAAGCCGAUGUCCGCAAAAGAGCCCGUGGCCCUUUUGAAGUCAUUCGAAGAUAUAAGAAGGUCCUAAAGGCUUACAACCGAGGUUUGAAACUGUCAGCUGCUUGCGCAUAUGCCGGGGUGAAUGAACUGACAGUCAGGUCAACGGCGAGCAUUGCCGAGCUUGCAACAGCGUCCCCGGCCGAAUUCACGAAGCUCCUUGAGCAAGCCAAACAAGCAAAGCUCAAAGAUGUGGCAGUUGUUUGCGAAAAUUACAUAAAAGGUGAUGUCCAGAUUCAAACCAAAGUAGGAGACUUAAAAAGUCAAUGCCAAUUAAUUCCAUAUGGAAAGAGAGCAUAAUUGUUUUUUUUUUACCCCAGUUUGUGGGUUUUUUUUGUGUGUGGUGUGGUACUGUUAUACAGAAUGUAGAUGGCCUGUGUCAUUCAUUCUGUUUAAGUGGUCGGUGUUCCAGUUUUCCACUUUAUAAAUAAAGUGUUUUCAUCCCCCUUCCCAA